AUGCGAAGCACCGCUGAAGAGAUGGAGAGGCUUCAACUCUCAGAUGAAGAUACUGAAGAUCUUUGGAACUCUCCCUCGAAGAGAACGACUCAUAAAAAAAUCACAAAUAGACCGACAGAUGAGAGUCCAGCUCCAGAACCGCGACAGUCUGAUGAUGACGGAGAUACCCUGUUUGCUCGACAGGAGGCACGAGAGGAUGCAUUACACCAAGAGCUGCAAACUGUGCGGAAAAUAAAUGAGGUCAUUGAAGGACUGCUGAGCAGCAUUGACAGUGCCAAAGGCAACAUGGAGACCGUAUCCCAAACAGUUACAUCGGCAUCGACACUCUUGAAUACAUGGACUCGAAUUCUCUCUCAAACCGAACACAACCAGCGCCUGAUUCUAAACCCUGAAUGGAAGGGCGCCACUCAAGAUGUCGCAGAUAUGGAGCAGGAAACAAUUCAGAAACAACAAGCAGCCGAACGGAGGGAACAAGCAAUUCGGCAGCAGAGAGAAGCUGCCGCUCGGAAAGCCGAAGAGGAAGAAAGACGGCGUGCUGUGAGUACCAGGGGCACUCGCGGAUCCAGUCGAGGUACAGUUCGCAGCACUGGUCUUGGGCGAACACCCAGUGACCAGUCGCCAGAGACCGAGCGGGCAUUUUCUCCUCCUUAUCCAGACAUCCAUGUCAGGUCCCCCAACUUUCGGUCACCUCGGGUAUCAACCGACCUCCCAUCUCCGAGCAACUUCAUCAGCCGUGCCAACACUACCAACACUGGAUUUGGACGGGAUAUCGAGGGUGGUCACUUAAGUUUUGGAACAUUUGAGACGAGCCUCCCUAUCCGCAUGGACGUCGAGGCCAUGUUGGCGUAUUUGCUUCUGCCUCCUGCCGGGGGAGUCUUGCUAUUGUUGUUUGAGCACAAGAGCGAUUACGUGCGAUUCCAUGCCUGGCAGUCCAGCAUGCUUUUUACCGUCAUCUUUGUUCUCCAUCUCAUUCUAUGCUGGUCCUCUUUACUUUCCUGGACUCUCUUCCUGGUUGACCUUCUUCUAAUUGGCUUCCUCGCAAUGAGGGCAUACAAAGAUGUCGACACUCUUGACCACUUCGAAGUUCCCUACAUUGGCAAUUUGGCCAACUCUUUUGUUGAUAACGAAUAA
Messenger RNA from Penicillium taxi, 1131 nucleotides. RefSeq lists its product as uncharacterized. The coding region runs from base 1 to 1131 and encodes 376 amino acids. Gene Ontology annotation, cellular component: mitotic spindle; DASH complex. Gene Ontology annotation, biological process: mitotic cell cycle. The record is from RefSeq and is a predicted model, not a curated record. The transcript has 6 exons. NCBI's taxonomy places the organism in Eukaryota, Fungi, Ascomycota, Eurotiomycetes, Eurotiales, Aspergillaceae.